CUUCAGAAAUACAGAGUCAAAAGACUAAACAAAUUCUAUUUUUGUUUGAUUACAAAAUGAUUUUAACUUAAAAGUAUGAAAAAGUGAAAGUUCACAGCAAGAUUAUGUUACCAUCUUCGGGAAGUGAUGUCAGAUAAGCCAAAAAGCAGGAUAGUUUUGUCUUGAAUUACCAGAAGGUUGAGGUGUAGUGCUCAGAAUGUGGAGAUUCCAAAGAAAUAGGAAGAUAUGCUUCUUCCUCACAAUGCUCUGUCUCAUUGUUCUGGUGUACUGUGUGGGAUCGCUCAUCGAGAGCUCUUCCAGGAUGCUCACACUGCAGAACCAGGCGAAGGUGCGGAAGCUAAGGGAGAAGAGUCGCGUGAUUGUGGGCCACUACAUUGGCCCAGGAAUCAUGGGCAAUCUCUCCAAGAACGACUUGAACUCAAACAACUUCUCUCCGAUUCCCGGAGAGGGUGAAAAUGGGAAGCCAGUGGCAAUUCCGGUGAAGGACAUGGUGCGAAUGCAGCAGAGUUUCCAGAUAAACCGCUUCAAUCUGCUGGCCAGUGAUAGGAUCUCUCUGAAUCGGACGCUUCCGGACGUGAGGCGGAUAAGAUGCAUUGAGAGGCAAUAUGGCAAGAAGUUGCCCAGCACUUCUGUGAUAGUAGUCUUUCACAACGAAGCGUGGUCAGUGCUUUUGCGGACUGUGUGGAGUGUCAUCACGAGAAGUCCCAGGCAAUUCCUCAAAGAGAUUAUCCUUGUGGACGAUGCGAGUGAGAGAAGUUUUUUGGACAAACCUCUGGAGGAAUAUGUGUCUGAACUUCCAGUAGUGACUAAAGUUUUCCGACUGCGCGAGCGAGAAGGUCUGGUUGCGGCUCGACUCCUUGGGGCUGAGCACGCUAGAGGCGAUGUCUUGGUCUUCCUGGACGCGCACUGUGAGUGCUCGCCUGGCUGGCUGGAGCCAUUGCUGGCUGAAAUCCAGAAGAAUCGGCGGAAGGUCGCGUGUCCUGUGAUUGACAUCAUCAGCGACGACAACUUCAGCUAUGUGAAGAGCUUUGAGCUGCACUGGGGAGCUUUCAAUUGGCAAUUGCAUUUCCGGUGGUUCGCGUUGGAAAGCAGUGAAUUGCUGAAGAGGCGAAAUGACAUCACGACACCCUUCAGAACACCAGCCAUGGCCGGCGGACUGUUUGCCAUUGAUCGCGAGUAUUUCUACGAAAUUGGCGCCUACGACAGAGCCAUGAAGAUUUGGGGCGGCGAAAAUAUGGAGCUGUCCUUUCGUGUGUGGCAGUGCGGCGGGGAAAUCGAAAUUGUGCCCUGUUCUCACGUGGGUCACCUCUUCAGGAAGAGUUCGCCGUACACAUUUCCCGGUGGAGUGAACGAAAUUCUAAACAAAAACCUGGCGCGAGUGGCUCUAGUUUGGAUGGACGAGUGGUCGGAAUUUUUCUUCAAAUUCAACUCUGUGGCUUCGAGAAUUCGCAAAUUUGAGAACGUGACUGAUCGCGUGGCUCUUCGCAAGUCUCUGGACUGCAAGGAUUUCAAGUGGUAUUUGACAGAAGUAUGGCCACAGCACUUCUUCCCCACCGACGACAGAUUGUUCGGCAGAAUAGUGCAAAUCUCGACCAGCAGCCGCGUGUAUGAAUCGUACAAGACUCUCGUGGUGGACAGCGGAGGCAAUUGGGUGAAUUUAAUACGAUUGAUAAAUAACAAUGCUGACAAAUUGCACAACUUCCUAGACGGAGAUUACACAAAUGCGCUGUGCUUAAUGCGCUCCGCAUCUAAUGGUAUUUUUAACCAAUUCGGCCGGGCAACACUUGAGCUUUGCAAAACAGCACAGAAUUCACUCACGCAAAUGUUUGUGGUGACUAAAGAGGGUAAGAUAAUGACAGAUGAAAAUUUAUGCCUUGAUGCCUCGGAGAAAGCUGCAGAAUCGAGCAGCAACUCGACAAUGGCAAGACUUAUAACGUGCUCAGACACCGUACGCCAAUCGUGGCUUUAUGAUCCUGCCAAGCUCAAGAUAAUACACAAGGUAUCGAAUUUUUGCCUGCACGGCGCUAAAAGCAGAGACGAGGGUGUGCAUGUUGAGGUGUUUAUUGAGAAAUGCAGCCAACAAGUCGAUCAAUCGUGGAUUUUUAUGCCACAUCCGUGGAAGUAACUCUAUAUGUGAUAAGGAAUUCCUGAAAUGUAACAAACUGCUUGAGAUGCUUUGCUGUCUUGCUCAACUUUCUAAAAGGUAUCGAAAUUUUUUAGUGCUAAUUUUUCGUGCAUUUCUAAAUGCUUGAUCUCAAUGCUUAAGCGUAUUAAACUCAUUUUAGGGCAUUUCUUAACACCUCGCUUUCUUUUCACUCUAACAAAUUCACUAAUAUCUAAUUGUGAACUGAUUAAAACCAUUCGAAUUUUAUACGAGGCUUUUUGAGUUGAAGACAGCAAAAAAAAACAUCUCGAUGUCGUUGAAUUUCAAAAGUAAUCGAAUAAAAGGCCUGAAAGUAGGCAAAAUGUACGCUUUAAAACUGAAUACAUUUCAUAUCGAAUAUUAUUAUUCCAUUUUAUAAAGCAUAUUAUUACAUUCAGAAAUCAUAGCGAUAAGAAAGAAAAACGAGAGACUUCAAUUUAUAAAAAUUUAUUACAUAGAAAUUGGUCAUGAUUUCUUUUCUAUAAACAAAAAAUAAUAGUGCUCGCUUUCUAUGUGGAAAAUGGUAACAAUAUUAAAAUUGUAAUUCUACACGAAAUUAUUAAAUGCUAUAUUUAUACUAUUACAAAUCAAUAUAUUAAUUUUCUAAUUAAGAAGAAAAAAAUUCUCUUUUAUUUUUAUGUUACAAUUGUUGUAAUUACAGGUUAUGUAGAAGAGUUUUCUUAUGGUACAAUUUUGAAAAAAAGAAAAGGAAGAAAAACAAUCUCAUUUCAGUUAUCAUUCUAUUUUGUGAAUUAUUUCAGGGUGCUUCAGAUUGUGGAAAGGCUUGCCUCUUAUUGAAACGCGACAGCUGUGUGAUAAAUGCAGAAGAUUUUCUAUAACAAAUUCACUGAAGACGCAAUAAAAUGGUACAUUUCUAUGCAAUUCACUAAAAUCUUGCAGAACAUUUGUAUAUCUUUCUCAUGAUGUUUCCAGUCUCUUGCAAUUUUAUGCAAAUACUAUUCAAUUUGCAGGAAUGGAAACUGGAGCAAAAUUUGCUUGUGAUAAGCGUAGACCUUCACUCAUUGUUUUUUCCCCCGAUAAAAUCUAUCUUGUUAGGCAGUGAAAAUAGGUGAAGGAGAUUCACGGUAACUUGAGUCAGGAUAAUCCACAUUUUUCAUUGUUCUACUGAAUUGGGAAAAAAUUCAAUAUUUUUGUCAGCAUCCAAAGCGGGAAAAAAAUGACUUUGGUAUGAAAUAAUUCCAAAAAGAGUAUUCUGUUCACUUCUAUCAAAUCCUAUUCGUCUUUUGGAUCUAUAUUCUAACACUUACAAACUCUAUUCACAGUACUUACAAAAGAUCUAUUUACACUUUCUACUCAACGCCAUAGACUAAUCGACAUUUUAGCAAGUAUCAGCUUCUCGAAUUUUCUCGUGAACAUUUUUUUGUCGUAAACACAGUCAAAUUCCUCACUGAAAAUCACUGAAACUAUAGCAUUUAAUUUACACGACAUAAUUACAAUAACACUAAGUAGGAAUGUUUCAUUUAACUUCUUACUAAAUCAAGUUUUUACAAUCAAUAAUACAUUUUUCUCAUUACAAAUAACUCUAGUAUUGUACGUUCGUUGAUUUUCACUUCGUCCUUUUUGCACUAAUAAGCUAGAGAAACAAUAUGUAAAA
Messenger RNA from Phlebotomus argentipes, 3758 nucleotides. RefSeq names its product polypeptide N-acetylgalactosaminyltransferase 3 (gene Pgant3). The transcript has 4 exons. NCBI's taxonomy places the organism in Eukaryota, Metazoa, Arthropoda, Insecta, Diptera, Psychodidae. Gene Ontology annotation, cellular component: Golgi apparatus. Bases 197 to 2125 code for a protein of 642 amino acids. The record is from RefSeq and is a predicted model, not a curated record.